This is a messenger RNA of Haliotis rubra (blacklip abalone), 126 nucleotides long. RefSeq lists its product as uncharacterized. Gene Ontology annotation, biological process: carbohydrate metabolic process. The record is from RefSeq and is a predicted model, not a curated record. Gene Ontology annotation, molecular function: hydrolase activity, hydrolyzing O-glycosyl compounds. Lineage: Eukaryota; Metazoa; Mollusca; Gastropoda; Lepetellida; Haliotidae.
CAUGGACUUCCCCUUACAGGAUACAGUACCGCAUGGUCCACACAGGCCACACAGGGACUUCCCCAUGGACUUCCCCUUACAGGAUACAGUACCGCAUGGUCCACACAGGCCACACAUGGACUUCCC